AUGAUUAUCGGCGGCGGUGGUGACACUUCUAUCAACAACGUGAAGUUUACCACAACCCAUAAGUUCAAACGGUCGAUCACUCACGAACAGUAUGACGAACUCGAAGAAAAUACAGAUGUGAGACGCAUUAUGGUAGACGACAGGAGCGGCGCGUGCAUUAUCCACCCUCGAGUACUUGCACAAAUGAAACUUGAGGAUAAGAUAGUGCCGCGUUGCAUCACAAUAACAGGUUUUAACAAUGCAGUUGAGCGAACAUCUAGAGAAAUCACACUCCCCGUCCUGGCUAGCGGCGUCACUUUGGAAACUACAUUCCAUAUCAUGGACCAGGACACAGCAUACAAUGCCAUAAUAGGGCGACCAUGGAUACACGUCAUGAGAGCCAUCCCCCCGGCUUGCACCAAGUCAUCAAAUUUCCAGCUCCAUGUGGGAAUAUUCAGUAUACGAGUAAAACAAUGCACAUCACGGCAAUGUUACCGCAUCACCCUUGAUUGUACGAUCACUCAACAAAUGAAAGGCAAAGCAAAAGAGGCAUAG
Nicotiana attenuata is the source of this 534-nucleotide messenger RNA. RefSeq lists its product as uncharacterized. The record is from RefSeq and is a predicted model, not a curated record. Bases 1 to 534 code for a protein of 177 amino acids. NCBI's taxonomy places the organism in Eukaryota, Viridiplantae, Streptophyta, Magnoliopsida, Solanales, Solanaceae. The transcript has 2 exons.